Molecule: messenger RNA, 1455 nt
Organism: Phalaenopsis equestris
Lineage: Eukaryota; Viridiplantae; Streptophyta; Magnoliopsida; Asparagales; Orchidaceae
Exons: 2
Coding region: 809-1135 (108 amino acids)
Biological process (GO): membrane assembly; regulation of membrane lipid distribution; phospholipid homeostasis
Cellular component (GO): plasma membrane
Source: RefSeq, a predicted model, not a curated record
GUCAUUGGUUUUGUGGGUCAAGUUCAGUUCUAACCUGAUAUUGACAUGAUCCAAAACUGUUUGAACUAAACCCAACUCAAAUAUUAAAUGGGUCAGAAAAAUCAAAUCUUGACCUAACAUGUCUUCAACUCGCUGACUUGAACACUACCCAUUUAAAUUAAGAAAUAAUAGCGAUUUGGUCAAAUUCGGGUCAAUAUUGGGUCAAUUUUGGAUUGACGUGUGGAUUUUAAGUCAAUUUCAGGUUAGCGUGUCAUUUAAGGAUUGGCGGGUUAAUGCAGCCCGAAGAAUUAAACGGGUUGGGAUUGUUAACCCAAAUCUAUCAAAAAAUUAUUCGGUUCAACCCAUGCAUGGCUUUUUCAAGUCGGGUUCGGAUUAAGUUGGUGUGUCAGGUUAAUUUUGACACGCCUAAUUAGCAUAAACUGGCAUGCAUCACACUACAAGCAAUUAGUUAGGACAUGGGGUGCACAUUUUUUUUGCCAUGUUCGACCCGUUGGAGGUAUGUCGGGCUGGUCCAUGUUUGACACGAGUUGAACAAUGCAUACCUCCAUAAUAAGAAGUGUCGGUGCAAAGUAAACAUGAACAUGCCAUGCAUACAAGCAUUAGUUAGCAUAAAUCAGCAUGCAUCAUGCACCACAAGCAUCACUUUUGCAUCUGUCUUUUGGGACCAACAAAAGUUGCAAGGCUAGCAACCAUUGGUCGAAGACCGUGCCAUGAUCUUAGGUGCCUAACACUCGCUACCUUGUUCUAAAUAAACUCUGAAAAAUUUCCUCAAUGAUUAGAUUGGGGAAAUCAGAAACGCAGAGUCCAGAUGACAUGCCUGUACGAAGCAAGUUUAUGGAGUGAAACUAUCCACUCCAUAUUUCUUCACACCAGGAAAUUACGACGCAUGACCGGCAUUCGAGACGCGAAGAACGGCAUAGUGAAGAUUGAAUGGCUUCUCAACUGGGCGAGCUUCUUUGCCGCAAGGCUUGUCUGCCACAUUCUCAUCACUUGUAAGCUCAUCAUCGACUCAUCGAAGUUUGGUGAAGGAAUUGAGCUUCCCCUUGCGCUGUUUGGAAUGGCUGGAAUGAAUCUGCUUAAUGUUUUCCUUGGCAUUGAUCUCUUCAAAGCGUACAGGAAGGAGAAGAUUCAGUAGAGGUACUCUGGAGCUAUUUCUUGUGCUCUCUUUGUUUUACAUCAAGUGGAUUAGCUUCAAGAUUUUGUAAUUUUUGCCUUUUAUUAGGCUCUUUUUGAUAAACAUAUUUUGAAUUAUACAUGUUGUAUUGAUUAAAUUAUCUGUGUAGGUUAGCUCUUCUUCUUGAUGUAGUAGUUAUUAGGAGGGUAAAAUUGGAUAGUUUUUGACAUAUAAGACUUUUUUACAUAUUCAUCACACAAUUUUUAUGUAUUUAUGUAUCUGACAUUGUAACCUUUGAUAGUUAUUUAUGUAACACCCAAAAACCGAGUGCAUUAGCAUAA